AAAAUAUAGAGAACCCAAAUCUAAAACCAAACCAAAACGUGAGCGACUCUCCAGCUUGGUCCUAAGUCCUUGUCCUCACGUUCCGUCUCUCCUCCUACCUUAUUUGUAAUUCUUUCAAUAAUAAUGUCCAAUAAACAACCAAAUUCUCUCUUUUUCAGCUGAUUUCUUUCUUAAGUAUAGUAUUUUAUUCUCUCCGGCUUAUUCUCUUCGUUUUUGACAUGUUCAGCUCAAACUUGCCGUCUUUCCAAGAAUCUUAAACCAACCCCAUUUAAGUAUUUUACCCAAAAAGACUAAAGGUUCUUCCUCUUUGUUAGGUUCUCUGUUUACAACAUCAUUUUGGAAGAGUGCAAAUUGAAGGAUCCAUUUGAAUAAGUAUUGUGGAGAGGAAAUCAAGAACGGGCUUUUGGGGCGUUUGGUUUGCGAUUGCAGAGUAGAUGAGGAUUGAGUUUGAUGUGAAUUUUUAUUGCUAGUGAUGAACUAAUGAUAAGGUUCAACAAUGAAGUCAUUAAACAUGGAGAAGAGAUGGAUAUUUCCUUUGGUUAUAAGCUCAUUUGUGUGUUUCUUCCUUGUUGUAACCUCCUUUAACAUGGGCCUUAUUACUUCAUUACACACAUUCAAUUCAAUCUUUUCAAUUUUCCCAACUCAUGUCAAGAUAAAUCAAACCAACCCGUAUUUUGCUGAAUCGAAAAUUAACCAAGCUCCAGCCCCUCCUGCUGCUCCUCCUGUCCCCCGAUUCGCUUAUUUGAUAUCUGGAUCAAAGGGUGAUCUCGAAAAGCUUUGGAGAACGCUGCAAGCGUUGUAUCAUCCACGGAAUUAUUAUGUUGUUCAUCUGGACCUAGAAUCGCCUACACAAGAGAGAUUAGAGCUUGCUUCUAGAGUGGAGAAAGAUCCCAUUUUUGCGCAGGUUGGGAACGUGCACAUGAUCGCCAAAGCAAAUAUGGUGACCUACCGUGGACCUACCAUGGUUGCAAACACUCUUCAUGCUUGCGCGAUUCUCCUCAAGAAGUAUACGGAUUGGGAUUGGUUUAUUAACUUGAGUGCUUCUGAUUAUCCACUGGUGACUCAAGAUGAUUUAAUAUACACUUUUUCUGAUUUAAAGCGAGAGUUCAAUUUCAUUGAGCACACUAGCCGGCUGGGUUGGAAAGAGGGUCAAAGGGCAAUGCCGCUUAUUGUAGACCCUGGGCUCUAUAAGACAACUAAGUCUGACAUAUUUUGGGCCUCACCUAAGAGAGCUCUUCCCACAUCCUUUAAGCUCUUUACUGGUUCAGCGUGGAUGAUCCUCUCUCGUGCUUUUGUGGAGUACUGCAUAUGGGGUUGGGAUAAUCUUCCUAGGACCCUACUUAUGUACUACACAAAUUUUGUCUCUUCUCCUGAAGGAUACUUUCAGACCGUUGUGUGCAAUGCCCCAGAAUUUGCUACGACUGUUAUUAACCACGACAUGCACUAUAUUUCUUGGGAUUACCCUCCACGACAGCAUCCACACACUCUCAACAUUAAUGACACAGCAAAAAUGAUUGGAAGUGAUGCUGCUUUUGCACGCAAGUUCAAGCAAGAUGAUCCCGUUUUGGACAAGAUUGAUGAAGAACUCCUCCAUCGAAGCAAUGGAAGCUUCACACCGGGGGGUUGGUGUACUGGAAAACCUCGUUGUUCAAAGGUUGGAAAUUUAACGAAGCUUAAACCAGGUCCAGGGGCUAAAAGACUUCGGCGUCUUAUUGGUAAACUAGUUUUGUCAGCUAAAUUUAGUCAACACCAGUGUAAUUAGUUAUACUUUUCCUGCCUACUGAUGAAAAGGCGAGGGGGAAAGAGUUUCAUUUAUAGAGCCAGAGAAUAACAUAUUAACAUUAGAUUAUUUUGUAAUAUAUAAAGUUUGCCAUAUCCUUGCCACUAUUUUGGUGUUCCUGUUUUUGUAGCUACACUUGGACAGGAUAUAAGGUUCAUCUUUACUGCCCUA
This is a messenger RNA of Nicotiana tabacum (common tobacco), 1951 nucleotides long. Its product is annotated as beta-glucuronosyltransferase GlcAT14B-like. NCBI's taxonomy places the organism in Eukaryota, Viridiplantae, Streptophyta, Magnoliopsida, Solanales, Solanaceae. The record is from RefSeq and is a predicted model, not a curated record. Gene Ontology annotation, cellular component: membrane. Gene Ontology annotation, molecular function: glucuronosyltransferase activity.